CGUAUGCGCCAUAUCAUCUCGCUUCUCUGCUCUCUCUCUAUAUGCUCUGUGGCGCUCACACUUUCUCUCUCUUGCUCUCUGUUGUUCCAGUCUGGCCUGAAUGAGUUCACAUGCCUUCUUUAGAUAUUACUAAUUUCAAGUCUCCUUUCCAAACUUACCUUGGACCACCGUGCACUCGUUUGCAUUUUAAUGAAUCUACUUCAUUACGAUGUGCUUUUAAAGAAGGGCAGAGAGUUGGUCCUACAUGGAAAGUGUGCUUCCGUAUCCAACAUAAAACGAAGUUUGAAAGGAGCCAUAUUUCUAUGCAAAAUGGGGUUUCCAUUAAGGCUGUGGCCACAAUGGAUUUAGACUAUUUGGUUCAGAGUCAGAGUGAAGGUGGAGAGAAAAAUCAUUUAUCAUUGAUUUCUGAUGGAAAUUGUGAACCGAAUCAGUUGUCAACUGAUGAUUCUGCUGAACUGGAUGAAAACGAGAGGCUGAGACGAAUGAAAAUAUCAAAAGCAAAUAAAGGAAAUGUACCCUGGAACAAAGGCCGGAAACACAGCCCAGGAAAUGUACCCUGGAACAAAGGCCGGAAACACAUCCCAGAAACGCUUCGAAAGAUUCGUGAAAGAACUAAACUGGCUAUGCAGGAUCCAAAGGUCAAGAUGAAGUUAGUGAACUUGGGGCACGCCCAGAGCAAAGAGACAAGGGUGAAAAUUGGACAAGGAGUGAGAAUCGGUUGGGAAAGGCGUAGAGAGAGGUUAGCAUUACAAGAGACUUGCUGUCUUCAAUGGCAGAACUUGAUCACCGAAGCUUCUAGAAAAGGAAUACAUGGUGAAGAUGAGUUACAGUGGGAUUCCUACGAGACACUGGAUAGGGAGCUGGAGAAAGAGUGGCAAGAGAGCAUCGAAAGAAGGAGAUCAAUGCCUAGGCCCAAAGGUGGUAGAAGAGCCCCAAAAUCACCCGAGCAAAGGAGGAAGAUAUCCGAGGCCAUUUCGGCCAAAUGGGCAGAUCCUGAAUAUAGAGAUAGAGUUUUCUCUGGGCUUACUAAAUACCAUGGGACCCCAGUUGGAGCAGUCAGAAGAUCACCAAGGAGAAGGCAAAUGGAGGAUGCCAAUGCUAUGAAAAGCAGCCCCAUAAAGAAGCAAGAAAUGCUUAAUAGUGGUGGAUCAACUGGGAAAGCUGGACCAAAGAGUAAAGAGAUUUCUACUCCUUCAUAUACUGAUCCAUUAGCUAACUCCAAACUUGAAAUGUUAAAGAAAAUCAGAAAACAAAGGGCGGCCAUGGAAACUAAGAAAAAAGAAGCCACAGAAAGAGCAAGGUUGUUGAUUGCUGAAGCCGAGAAAGCUGCGAAAGCCUUAGAAGUUGCUGCCAUGUCCAACCCUCUGGCUAGAGCCACACUUGCUGAAACCAGGAAACUAAUUGCAGAGGCUACUCGAUCACUCGAAAGCAUAGACAAUGGGCAGAUCAAUUCACACGCUCAGGACCAACAGGUCCUGAAUACUUCAACUCCCAAUCCUGAGCUAAUUAAGACAUACAUGAAUGGCAAACACCAUCUCACUCAAAGUGACAAUAAAUUUGAGAACUUUGGUUUCGAUAAGCUGGCUCUGCAGAAUGUAAUGAAUGGCACGGAGGAUCCUGACACCAUUAAUAAUGUGAGAGAAAGGUCCGAGAAUGCAGGUCUUGGUUACUUAUCAUGUUCCUUACAGAGUGGUAAUGCUACAUUUGAGCAUAAUUGUCCUGCUACGCAAGAAAAGAUUGUGGCUGAAGGAGUGAGGUUGGGAGCUGAAAUGGGGAUUUCUCAGUUUAGGAAAACUGAAAGUUCUGCCUCUGCAACUGCCACUAGGAAAAAAUGGGUUUGUGGAAGGUUGGUUGAGGUGGAGGAUGAUUAGAAGAUGCAAUAGUUGUAACUUGUAAGUAUGAUUAUAUUUGGCAUUAGUUUUGGGUGGCUGUAAUCUUGUAGAAGAGUCAUUUAGUUUAGUGGGGCACAUCUCCCUCUCUCCCUCUCUCUCUGUGUAGUGAGGUCCUCCAAUUAGUUUAAAUGAGAUGUAAUCUUAUGAAAGAAAACAUUUGUUUUGGUGCUCAGUUUUUACUCUCUCUUGAGCAUCUGAAUAUGUAUUGACAUGUCAUUUUACCAUGAGCAAUGCGUGGUUAUUUCAUAUGCUAA
Messenger RNA from Amborella trichopoda, 2146 nucleotides. RefSeq names its product muscle M-line assembly protein. The record is from RefSeq and is a predicted model, not a curated record. Gene Ontology annotation, molecular function: DNA binding. Lineage: Eukaryota; Viridiplantae; Streptophyta; Magnoliopsida; Amborellales; Amborellaceae.